Ilex paraguariensis (yerba mate) is the source of this 414-nucleotide messenger RNA. The record is from the annotation of a GenBank genome assembly. Lineage: Eukaryota; Viridiplantae; Streptophyta; Magnoliopsida; Aquifoliales; Aquifoliaceae.
AUGUCUUUGCCAAGCCCUGAUGUCAUUCUUUCCACUUCCCUGGCAAGCUAUCUUGACAGGAUGGACGGAAGCUCUUGGGGAUACUCCGCUCUUUUGAUCAAUUUGGUAGAACCCCAAACACUCGCAAUGUUCCUAUGCACAGCAAAUGUAGUCUUAGAAGGUGCCUGUGAACGAGUUACUGUGCGAGAUCUGUAUUCUGAUAUUCCCUUGGGUUUAUAUAUGAUCCGUGGGGAGAAUGUUGUCUUAAUCGGAGAGCUGGACUUGCAUGAGGAUCUUUCCCCACAUAUGACUUGUGUCUCAGCAGCAGAGAUAAAGAUAGUGAGUGCUACAUAUUUGGCUCAAAAAGAAGAAAGGGAAGUCAGGGACUUACAGGGUUCCCUGAGAAAGAGAAUGGAGUUUCUUGAUUUGGACUAG